AUGAACGAGGACGAGCGGCUGAAAGAGAGAUAUGUGAAAUUCGACCCGAUCGAGCUUCAGCGCGUUGCUGGGAAAGCAAUGGGAGAAGACCAUUGUUUCCAUAUCAUCAAACUCGCAGAAGGUGGCUUCAACAAAGUCUUCCUAUUUAGAACAACUUCUGGUAAAGAAGUCAUAGCACGCAUUCCCGCUCCCAUUGCCGGCCCACCCCACUACACCACCGCCAGCGAGGUUGCUACGAUGUCCUUCUUGCGAGAUAUUCUAGGAGUUCCGGUCCCAAGAGUACUGGCGUAUUCGGCAGAUUCGACCAAUCCAGUUGGAUCAGAAUAUAUAAUAAUGGAGCGGCGGAAAUUGAAGCGAGGAUUUUUGCAAGACUUCUGCAUUGGUCCUAUUGCUGCGCGGCAGUUCUGGCAUGGUGAUCGAAGUAAUACCAAGAUUGAUCGCGGUCUUUGGCUCUCACCUGAAGACUGCUUUACAUCUGCUGCUCGGCGAGAGACCACUUGCAUACUGCAGUAUGCGAAGCCUCAACCUCGAAGAACCUUUCUCCUUCCUACCAGUUUCGAUAUCGACCCUUCGGAGCUUACCUCGCUUCUUUCAGAAUUCCUGCAACUUGCCACUCUUUUGGUACCAAAAGACACAUUUCAUGAUGCUCUCAUUCUACGACAUCCUGACUUGACUCUGAAUAAUAUAUUACUGAAGCCUGGCUCCGCAAAGAUUGCGAGCAUUAUAGACUGCGAGGAACAGAUGGAAGCAAAAGCUAAAUGUCGCUCCGAGGAAGCAAACCUCUACUACACAGCAGCUACUGGGUUGUAUAAUGGUAACCACUGGAGCGCCUUGAAGAUCCCGCACCUUGGCAUGCGACAAUAUCUACAUCAACAAACAGGAUACCUUUGGGAUGGAGAUGUCAUCAAUCUUCGUGCUGCUCUUGUUGGUAUCACAACUCCGCAAGUUUGGGACGCGAUUACGUCAGAACGGUGUCCGGUGGUCUUUUCUGAUCAGGAACGGCACACAGCAAUCGAGGAAGCAAAUGAGUGGAAUGAGUGCGAAGAACUCCUGGAUAUUAUCAGGAACGAUUGAGGUAUUGACCCCGAAGGUGGUACAGAACCCGCAAACUUUGAGGAGGAUGAGCGUGAUAUUUGCUGGCGGACC
This is a messenger RNA of Aspergillus vadensis CBS 113365, 1146 nucleotides long. Its product is annotated as mitochondria protein Fmp29. Bases 1 to 1074 code for a protein of 357 amino acids. Gene Ontology annotation, cellular component: mitochondrion. Lineage: Eukaryota; Fungi; Ascomycota; Eurotiomycetes; Eurotiales; Aspergillaceae. The record is from RefSeq and is a predicted model, not a curated record. The transcript is spliced from 5 exons.